AUGAAUUCUGUUGAUGUGGAAAAUGUUUCUGGUUUAACUAUUGGAACCAAAGAUUGUCAAUUUGUUAAGCAGCACAUUUUCUUGAGUGGUAGUAUAGCUGUUGGUAAAACAACUUUGAUGAAAGAAUUACAUAGUUUUUUUAUGAAUAGGGAUGAAUUCCUUUUUAUACGAGAAUAUAUAGAUUACGACACUGAUGGUAUUAAAUAUCUUGAACGUUUACAACGAGGACUGAUGACAAAUUAUCAAUUCCAAAUGUAUGUUUUAAAGUGUUAUGAAGAUCAGCUUAAUUGUCUUGAAUUUGAGGGCGCUGAAAUUAUUAUUUGGGAAAGGCACCCUUAUGAAGCUUUAAGUAUAUUCUGUAAAAAUGAUCAAACUCUUUCGGUUAAUGAACGGUUAAAAAUUGAAUUAAGAUUGGACGUUUUGUGUGAGAAGUAUAAAAUACCUAAGUUUGGAGAUAAAAAUAUUGAAUAUUAUGAUUUUGAUACUGCUGUUAUUAAGACCGAAAAUAUUAUGAAAUUUAUUAUUGGUGAUAUUGUAUAUCCGAUGUUAAUGGGAGAGUAUGAUUUUAAUGUUUUUAUAUUCUUAUAUUGUAGUGAUUUAGAUGAACAGUUUAAAAGGUUAAUUGAUAGAGGAAGAACAAUUGAAGUUGAAGUAUAUAAGCAUAAGGAAGAUUUGCUUAUGGUGAAUAAUAUAUAUUUCAGUUUUUAUUUAACACGUAAAAUUAAUUUAACUAAUUAG
Entamoeba dispar SAW760 is the source of this 738-nucleotide messenger RNA. RefSeq lists its product as uncharacterized. Gene Ontology annotation, molecular function: deoxynucleoside kinase activity. Gene Ontology annotation, cellular component: cytoplasm; mitochondrion. The transcript has a single exon. Lineage: Eukaryota; Evosea; Mastigamoebida; Endamoebidae. The record is from RefSeq and is a predicted model, not a curated record. Bases 1 to 738 code for a protein of 245 amino acids.